GCGAAGAGUUAAAGUCGCGUUAAACCGAUUCAGAAAGCGGCACGGAGAGAGCGCGCGAGCGGAGCGAAGUACUAACAGCAAAGUGAUCCCAACUGGAGAGCAGUGACAACCACUGACAUGCAGGAAGGACCUGAUAGAUAAUGCUCUGAUUGGAUGAGCAGGUUCUGGACUCCGGAUGGUGGAGGAGGAUGCUGGGGACUUUUAUUCAGUUUUUGUUUUUGUUUUUUAACUAUUUUUUUUAGCUCGUUUUUUUCUCAGCAGUGUUUUUGGGUUAAACUGAUGAUUAACACUGUUGUGUAAGAAAGGGCGGUGUUUCUGGUGGAGGGAGAAGGCCACGCCCCCUGGUUUCCUGCGGCAGUGCUGACAGGCAGGAAGUUACGGAAGUGUUCAGUCAGAUCAGUUCUGAAACCUGAAGCUUGUCUGUAAACAUCUCACCGCUGGGUACAGACCAGAACCGACUACUGACCACUGACUGAGCACUGAUUAACCCUUUAAACUCCUACUGCCUGCACGUGAGUCCACAGAUACACAAUCAUUCAUACUGGAUACUCAAUAAUUCAUACUAAAUACUAAAUCAUUAAUACUAGAUACUGAAUAAUUAAUACUAGAUAUUGAAUAAUUCAGAGCAGAUACUCAAUAAUUCAUACUGGAUCCAAAAAAAAUCAUAGAAGAUACUGAAAAAAUUAUACUAGAUACAUAAUAAUAAAAAGCAGAUACUGAAUAAUUCAUACUGAAUACUAAAUUAUUCUUAGCAGACACUGAAUGAUUGCAAAUUCAUAGCAAAUACUCAAUAAUUCAUAUUGGAUACUGAAUAUUUCAUAUCAGAUACAAAAAAAUCAUAACGGAUACUACAUAAUCCACGAUAGAAGCUUGAUAAUUCAUAGUAGAUACUGAAUCAUUCACAGUAGCUACUGACUACUUUACAGUGGUUACUAAAUUAAUCCAAAGUAGAUACUAAAUGAUUCACACUGGAUACUGCACAACUCAAAGGAAUGACUGAAUAAUUCACAGUAGAAACUGGGAACUGAAUAAUUAAUACUAAGUACUCAAUAAUUGAUACUAAAUACUGAAUAAUCCACAGUACAUACUAAACAAUUCACACUGGAUACUGAAUAGUUGAUAGCAACUACUGAAUAAUUAACAGUAGAUACUGGGUACUGAAUAAUUCAUACUAAGUACUCAAUAAUUGAUACUAGAUACUGAAUAAUCCAUAGUAGAUACUAAAUUUCUACACUGGAUACUGAAUAGUUGAUAGCAACUACUGAAUAAUUCAUACUGUACACUGAAUAAUCCAUAGCAGAUACUGAAACAUGUAUACUAGAUAUAUAAUAAAUCAAAGCAGAUACUGAAUAAUUCAUACUGGAGCCUAAAUAAUUCACAGCAGCUACUGAAUACUGAAUACUUCACAGUGGUUACUAGAUAUUCCAUAGUAGCUACUGAACAAUUCACAGUGGUUACUGAAUAGUUCAUACUGGAUACUUAAUAAUUCACAAUAGUUACUAAACAAUCCAUAGAAGCUACUGAAUAAUUCACAGUAAAUUCUGAACAAAACAGAUUAAUCCCUUAUUAAUUCAUAGUGAGUCUUAAAUAGUCUAUAGUCGAUACUGAAAUCAGAUGUGUAUUAUAUGCAAACUAGUUAUAAAAUUGUAUUGCUGAUCUAUUAAAUGUUAGUUAUUCUCGUUCAGUAUACAAUACAGUAUAGAGUUAUAUAGUACUGUAUAUAUUAUAAUUAUAGUAGUUUAUGCUGAAUCUGUAAUAUUAAUAGUUAAUAUCAGUUUAGUGUUUCUGGAGGAGUUUAAAGGGUUAACUGGAUCUUCCUGCAGAUGAUAAUAAUAUCAGUCUGUACUCGAGAGCGCCAUGUCUAACCCCGUCCCCGUCCCGACACUGACCGUCUUCCCGCCAUCGUCCGAAACUGAGUCCCGGUCCCGUUCCCCCAGCCCCCUCCCACCCCGGCCCCCCCGCCCCCACCGGAGCCGCCAGCGCAGAACCGGCGCUCAGGAGAACCCACCAGAACCACAACCUCAGGACCAGAACCCGUCCCAGUGGUUGAGGAGCAGGGGGCGGAGCCUGUCCCGCAAAGUCCUGAAGCGUAAGGACAGGGUGAAGGAGGUGAGGGGGCCGGACGGGGUACACGGGCAGGGGGGCAGGUUCUCGCCCCUCCUCCUGCCCCCGUCCCGCUCCCGCUGGUCCCUCCGCAGCCUCAUCAGCAGGGACUCGGACUGGGACAGCAGCUGCAGUACUGCCAGUAACUCUCCUCGCAGCACCCCGGGCAGCUCCCCGUCCCUGCGGCGGCGGGUGCUGGGUGGGCGUGGCGGUGAGGGGGAGGGGUCUGCUGACCGCAGUGCUGGAGGGGGAUCUGAAAGUCCCCAGCUCACCACGCCAUCGUCCACAUCCUCCUACCCAGCCGCCACGCGGCACUUCACACGCAAUGCCAAGAAAAUGCAAAGCUGGUACAAUGUACUCAGCCCCACCUACAAGCAGAGGAACGAGGACUUCAGAAAAAUCUUUAAGAAACUCCCGGAUACUGAGCGUCUGAUAGUGGAUUACUCGUGUGCUCUGCAGAAGGACAUUCUGCUCCAGGGUCGUCUUUAUCUGUCUGAGAACUGGAUCUGCUUCUACAGCAACAUCUUCCGCUGGGAAACCACUAUCACCAUCCUGCUGAAGGACGUGACGAGUCUGACCAAGGAGAAAACGGCCAAACUGAUCCCCAACGCCAUCCAGAUCUGCACCGAUCAGGAGAAGCACUUCUUCACGUCGUUCGGAGCGAGGGAUCGCAGCUACAUGAUGAUCUUCAGACUGUGGCAGAACGCUCUGAUGGACAAGACGCUGUCUCCUAAGGAGCUGUGGCACAUUGUGCACCAGUGUUACGGGACUGAGCUGGGGCUGACGAGUGAGGACGAUGACUACGUGUCCCCGACGGCGGAGCAUAUGAACGGCCUGCUGCCGGGUGAUGAUGUGGUGUGUGAUUUGCUGGAUCAGGCUGCUGUAGCUCCUCCCCCUCCUGGAUCUUCUCCUCCAUCCUCUUCCUCCUCCUCCUGCCCACCUGUGGAGGUUCCUGCCGUCAGAACCAGUACUGAGCCAGAACCGAGUCCACCCAACUCCCAGACCACCACUCAACCCGCCAACACCAACCCCACACACUCCACCACACCCGCCACACCUGCCACUCCUGCUGCCACCACCGCGAGUACAGAGGAGGCCGGACAGGACAGCCAAUCAGAGGCCGGCAGUCUGGCGGCGUCAGCGUCCGGUCCUCAGGUUCUGGGUAACGUUUCAUCGCUGGAUAUGACUAAUGAUGAAGAGCUGCCCACCGACCCCAGCAACUCCUCCGACACACAGGAAGAGAGUGAGGUGGAGUCGUUCUGUGCGGAUCUGAGGGGGCGUCUGCACAUUAACACGGUUCUGAGGAUCGGGGUGGAUAAACUUCACGAGCUGCUGUUCUCCGAUACUCACUUCCUCCAGCACCUCUUCACCCAGCGACACUUCACCGACCUGUCGGUGCAGGACUGGCAGCAGGACGUCAGCAGUGGGAACAGUAUCCGGGUGCUGAGCUACACCAUCGCCAUCAACAACCCCCUCGGCCCCAAAACUGCCCCCGUCGUCGAGACUCAGACUCUGUAUAAGAGCAGUUCUCGGGGGGAGUGUUAUGUGGUGGAUUCGGAGGUGAUCACUUCAGGAAUCCCGUAUCAGGACUACUUUUACACCACCCACAGAUACUGCCUUACAGCCGUCAGCAAAACCAAGAGCAGGCUCAGGGUUUCGUCUGAUAUCUGCUACAGGAAGCAGCCGUGGAGUUUGGUGAAAGCUCUGAUAGAGAAAAACACCUGGAGUGGAAUAGAGGAAUACUACAGACACAUGGAGGUGGAGGUGUGUAAGCUGGAGACGCUGCUGCAGGCGGAGGUGUCGGUGGUGGUGGGGGUGGGCGACGCCCCCGGUGCAGAUGGAGGGAAGGGGGGGGCGGGGCUGCGCAGACGUAAACGCACCUGCUCCAGACGCACCGCGGAGAGGGAGGGGCCGGGGGCCGGCGGGGACCGGGGCGAGCGAGGGGCCCCGGAGGAGAGAGAGGGACGAGAAACAGGCGCUCCGUUUCUGAAGGUUGGGGAUCGAUGGCGUGGAGCAGCUGGUAAUAACAACAUCUCCACCAUCCUGCUGAUCGUCAGCUUCAUUCUGGUGGUGUUGGUGGCUCUGAAUAUGCUGCUGUUCUAUAAGCUGUGGGCUUUAGAGAGAGCCGCUCACACACUGGAGACCUGGCACUCCUACUCACUCUCAGACAGUCCUCUCCCGCAGUCGGCUGCAGAGUGGGCGCAGGUGCUGCAGCUGCAGCGCCAGUUUCAUCAGGCUCAGCUCGGGAAAUGGCAGCAGAUCCUACAGUCCUCCGUCACCCUGCUGGACCAGAUGAAGCAGUCUCUGGAGAAGCUGCACAGAGGGAUCAUCAGUCCUGAGAUGCUGCAGGACUCUGACGACCCGUCAUCACCCACAGCCACGCCCACCACAGACACACUGCAGGACCAGUGACCUGUCUGCCGGCUCCGCCCACCUGUCUCUCUCACACACACACACACACACUCAGUCGGAGGGUUCUACAGGACUGGACGGUUCUACCAGCAGAACCUCCAUCAUGAUGUAAUAAUAACUGUUGGGUAAAAUUACCCAUGAUCCUCAGCUGCAACAUGCCUUUCUACUGUGAGUGAACUGUGAGGGAACCACGCAGAACCUCCUGCAUCCAGAACCAGAGCAAUAACUCCGUAACGCAGCGGUUCCCACGGUAACCCCCCGCCCCCGACUGUCCGGCCCCACCGCCCCCAUGUUUUAAAGGAACAGUCCGGCUGUGUUCCAAUCUGAUCUCCAUCUGCUGCUUCUGAAGACCUUCAUUGAUCUUCACGGCUUUAAAUAUCAUUAGUCGUUAAUUCCAUGAGGCACGGCCAAUUACAACGGAGCUCAUUUGCAUACAUCAGUCCUAACGGCACAAGAACUGUCUGCUUUUAAUUUUAAGACAUAGCGGAAAGUUAAAAAACAUGAAAAAAGAAAGAAUUGUGGCCAUUUUUUGGCGGAAUAUACAAUAAAAUUGUAGAAUAUUGUUCAUAAACAGGCAGCAAAAAACGACUAUUUUUGAAUUGUUGAAUUUUGUUUAAAAAUUUGGACGCGUACUCCCUCAUUAGCAGUGCACUACUUAGGGAAACACUAUUUAGUGCACUAAGCAGCGGCAAAAACAUGAUUGAAUUUGCAUAAACUCACGUGAUUGGCUGAACUGUGUUUAAAAAAGCCCCGCCCACACAAUUAACGUUAUUUAUGUGAUUUAGAAACAUAAUCCUUUU
Molecule: messenger RNA, 5315 nt
Organism: Astyanax mexicanus (Mexican tetra)
Lineage: Eukaryota; Metazoa; Chordata; Actinopteri; Characiformes; Acestrorhamphidae
Gene: gramd1a
Product: GRAM domain containing 1A
Exons: 21
Coding region: 1858-4515 (885 amino acids)
Biological process (GO): intracellular sterol transport
Cellular component (GO): endoplasmic reticulum membrane; plasma membrane; endoplasmic reticulum-plasma membrane contact site
Molecular function (GO): sterol binding; sterol transfer activity
Source: RefSeq, a predicted model, not a curated record